AACAAUCUCUCCACCGAACCGUUACACAGUCCACAGAGAUUUAGGCCCCAACCCCACACAACUCCAAGUAUAUAUAAAACACACACAUUACACACAUAAUCUCUUGAAACAUCAAUGGAGCUUCAAACAGGCUUCCCUCUCCUCCUCCAACAAUUCAAAUCCUUAUUCUACAAGAACUUUCUUUUAUCAUGGCGCAGCAAACGAGCCACAUUUCUCCAGCUCUUCUCUUCCUUCUUCUUCAUCUUCCUCAUCUACGCUAUCCAAGAGGCUAUUCAAGCCAGUUUCGAUUCUUCUACCAAUUAUGAUGACGUGUUUGAUCCCAAAGCGGUGAGCUGGUAUCCGAUUCCGCCGUGUGAAGAUAAAUUUUUCGUCAAGUUACCGUGUUAUGACUUCGUGUGGAGUGGGAAUGACAAUGAUCGUAUACGAUCGAUUGUUAGUCGGAUCAUGAUUAAUAAUCCCGGUCGCGCCAUUCCUCCUAAUAAGGUUUUAUCAUUUAGAAAUACCAGUGAUGUGGAUGAGUGGCUUUUGAGUAAUCCUAUGCACUGCCCAGGUGCUCUGCAUUUUGUGGAGAGAAAUGCUACUGUAAUAAGUUAUGGCAUACAGACUAAUUCAACACCGGCUGCCAAGAGAGGGAACUAUGAAGAUCCGACACUGAAAUUUCAGAUACCACUUCAAUUAGCUGCAGAGCGUGAAAUAGCUAGAUCGUUGUUAAAGGAUCCUGACUUCAGCUGGAUGGUUAGUCUUAAGGAAUUUGCACACCCCGCUAUUGAUAAUUUUUCUGCUGUGGCUUCCAUUGGACCAACCUUUUUCCUAGCAAUUGCCAUGUUUGGUUUUGUGUUUCAAAUUACUUCAUUGAUCACCGAAAAAGAACUUAAACUUCUACAGGCAUUGACAAUGAUGGGUCUAUACGACACUGCAUACUGGUUAUCAUGGUUUUGGUCCGAGGGUAUCAUUGCAGCCUUGUCAUCUCUAUUCACGGUUCUCUUCGGGAUGAUGUUCCAGUUCGACUUUUUUUUGAACAACAACUUUGCAGUUCUUUACCUCUUGUUCUUUCUUUUCCAAUUAAACAUGAUUGGGUUUGCAUUCAUGAUAUCAGCUUUCAUUACCAAGUCAUCUUCAUCAACAACUGUGGGGUUUUCUGUUUUUAUCAUUGGGUUUCUUACUCAGAUUGUAACAGCAUUUGGAUUUCCUUACGCAACUAGAUUCUCCAAUACCUACCGGAUCAUUUGGGCAUUUUUCCCACCUAAUCUUCUUGCUGAAGGUCUUCAGUUACUUGCUAGAGCAACUUCCACUCCGGGGGAUCCUGGAAUCAGCUGGAGCGGAAGAACAAGAUGUGUCGCAGAUGAUGACGAUGAUACAGAAUGUUUGAUCUCAAUCAAUGAUAUAUAUAAAUGGCUCAUAUUCACUUGUGCUUUGUGGUUUCUUCUGGCUAUUUACUUCGACAACAUAAUCCCAAAAUCUGGCGUUAGAAAAUCAGUGUUUUACUUUUUGAACCCUGGGUACUGGACAGGAAGAGGUGAAAACAAAUUGCGAGAGGGUGGUCUCUGUAGUUGCAAUAGCUCUGUUCCUCUGCCAGAGCACGAGGCUCCAGAUGAUGAGGAUGUACUUAAUGAGGAAAACAUUGUAAAACGGCAAGCAACAGAUGGUUUGCUUGAUCCAUCUAUUGCAGUUCAGAUACGUGGCCUUGUAAAGACAUACCCUGGAACAACCAAGAUCGGUUGCUGUAAAUGCAAGAGAAAUUCAUCUUACCAUGCACUCAAGGGUUUAUGGGUGAACUUUGCUAAGGACCAACUAUUUUGUCUUCUUGGACCUAAUGGAGCUGGAAAAACGACGGCGAUCAAUUGCUUGACUGGAAUUACGCCUGUCACCAGUGGAGAUGCACUUAUAUAUGGUAAUUCCAUUCGGAACUCUGUUGGCAUGUCAAAUAUCCAAAAAAUGAUAGGAGUCUGUCCCCAGUUCGAUAUUCUUUGGGAUGCGCUGUCUGGUCAAGAACAUCUCUACCUCUUUGCAAGUAUUAAGGGUCUGCCAUCGGCUUCGCUUAAGAUGGUGGUGCAGCAAUCACUGGAAGAGGUUAGACUUACUGAGGCGGCUAAAGUGAGAGCAGGUAGCUAUAGUGGAGGAAUGAAACGCCGUCUUAGUGUUGCAAUAGCACUAAUUGGUCAACCAAAACUAGUCAUCUUGGACGAGCCAACCACCGGUAUGGAUCCAAUAACUCGACGGCAUGUGUGGGACAUUAUUGAGAACGCAAAAAAAGGACGAGCAAUUGUCUUAACUACACAUUCGAUGGAGGAAGCUGAUAUAUUAAGUGACCGUAUAGGAAUCAUGGCCAAGGGUAGGCUCCGAUGUAUUGGGACGUCGAUCAGGUUGAAGUCACGGUUUGGAACUGGUUUUAUUGCUAAUGUUAGCUUCUCAGAAACCAACCAAGGAACUUCAACAGGACCCGAUACUUCUACAACUAUGUUUCACGAGGCAGUGAAACAGUUCUUUAGUCAUAAUCUGAAUGUGAAACCGAAAGAAGAGAACAAGUCCUUUCUGACCUUUGUGAUCCCCCAUGACAAGGAGAAGCUAUUGACAAAUUUCUUUGCGGAGCUUGAAGAUAGGAAGAGUGAAUUUGGUAUUGCUGACUUGCAACUUGGGCUUACAACGCUAGAAGAAGUUUUCUUGAACAUUGCAAAGCAGGCAGAGCUGGAAAGUGCUGCAGCUGAGGGAAGGUUCACCACUUUAUCCUUACCUUCAGGAACUUCAGUACAAAUACCAAUAGGAGCUAGAUUUAUUGGGAUACCAGGAACAGAGUCAGCAGAAAAUCCUAGAGGUGUCAUGGUAGAAGUAUAUUGGGAGCAAGAUGAUUCCGGAAGCCUUUGUAUCUCUGGAAACUCACCAGAAACUCCUGUACCGCAGCAUGUUAAUGCUGAACCAAUGGCUCCUUCCAGAGCCAGUACAAAUAGAGUCUUCUUAGGACGAGAAGGACCGGUUUAUGGAAAUGUGAUUCAUCCUAUGGAAAUUGGCACUUCAAAUCCUUAGUGAUAAGUUUGGUAGUCCAAAUUACAAGAGUGCCAAGAAUAGUGAAUAUCGUAGAUCUAUAUGGAUUAUGGAGCAUUGAGAAUGAGGAUGGGGAGUUAUAUAAGUAAAAAGAAGGAAGAAAAAUAUAGUGAAUGUAUACUAGAAACUUAAUACAACAAUGAUACUCUUCUGUAGUAAAAUUUUGGAUAUAGUUUUACCUGGCUCGAGCCGGACUGUCUGGGAAAUUAUCUGGAGUAUAAUGCAGUCUUACAAUAUAUCGUGACAAUUGAAGCCACUUGGUGGAACAGUGUAACAAACGAUGACAAUCCUAGACAUUUUCUGGCAUUGAUCA
Daucus carota subsp. sativus is the source of this 3352-nucleotide messenger RNA. RefSeq names its product ABC transporter A family member 2. The transcript is spliced from 16 exons. The record is from RefSeq and is a predicted model, not a curated record. Gene Ontology annotation, biological process: transmembrane transport; lipid transport. NCBI's taxonomy places the organism in Eukaryota, Viridiplantae, Streptophyta, Magnoliopsida, Apiales, Apiaceae. Gene Ontology annotation, cellular component: membrane; intracellular membrane-bounded organelle. The coding region runs from base 115 to 3021 and encodes 968 amino acids. Gene Ontology annotation, molecular function: ATP hydrolysis activity; lipid carrier activity; ABC-type transporter activity.